AAUCUGGCACGCGGCAUCCACACUUCGCCCCCAUCCAAUUGCCGCCACCAGUCAGCUUCAGCUUCAGCCUCUCUCUCUCUCUCCCCUUCUUCUCGGAGGAGAUUCAGACGCAGCUCUCUGCGUCGAGCUGCCCAGAAGGAUCAAAUUAAUGAAGGAACUCGUAGCAGUUCAUUUCCUUUCCAGCUCUUGCCUCCUCCAUAUUUGAUUACUCUGCUGUGAAGGGCUGAUUCCACAUGCUUCCCAGUUCCCGGUGCAUCAUCUGACUGAUUGGAUGACUUCUAGUUCAGCUGUGGCUUUUGCUGUUGCUACGUAUCAAGGGUGGUUUCCAGACCAUGCAUCUGAAAAAGUUUGCUGCUUCGGAUCUUUGUUAUCCAAUGCAAACUUGUCCGCACCAUGUAGACCUCAGGUCAAUCAGCCGACUCCUGCCAGUCGAGGAUCAACAAGACUUAAGAGAAGUCUCGCUUGGUGGAAUUUUACAUUUGCUGUUCCAAGAGCAAUUAACGAAGAUGAAACGAGCAGCAGAUAUACUUUCGAUGACUUAGAAAAUCAAAGGAGCAGUGACGAUCCUCAUGUGGAUUUAGUCCAUCCCAUUUCUCGAUCAGAAGCAGGAUUAUCUAGAAGUAUCGAGCAACUAGUUUGCCAGAGCAGCUUACUUGACAAACUAAGUGCUGUUUACUUGCACGUGUUAGCAUCAGAACAGUGGAAUGCUUCGCGAUUGGCAUUGUGCCAUAGGAAUUACAUGACUAGCGCAGCAAACUUGAUUCAUCAUCUGGCAAUAAGAAGCCUUGACAUUGAACAGCUCAAACAUGAUGCCAUUUGCACUGGCCUUCUGGAUUUGGGGACUAUCAACUCGCACGUCCUGGCGAGUGUCACAGCAGGCAUUCAGUUGUGUCAUUAUGCCAGUUCAAAUUCUCCGAGUGCCCAAGAUAAUAUUGGUUUGAGACCUCACUCUGCAGAAAGCUUGGAUAAACGAAAGAACGGAGAUUUUUCAAUAAAUGCUUUGAGGAAGAGGGCAUCCUUGAAUAGAGAAAGGCUGUUUGGCACAUUUCAUGAUAGAAGAACUACUCUUAUUAUGGUAACAAUUGGCAUGGAAGCAACUCAGAGUGAAUCUCUGAUUCCUGACCUUUUAAACAAGGGAACCACUGUGUUUAGGAUCAACUGUGCACAUGGAGACUCAAGUUUGUGGAGCGAGAUAAUCAGAAGAGUGAGACAUAACUCACGAGCUCUGGAGAAGCCCUGCAGAAUUCUCAUGGACUUAGCUGGACCAAAGCUCCGAACUGGCAGACUAAAACCCGGACCAUGCGUGAUUAAAGUCUCUCCAAAAAGAGAUGCUAGCGGAGAAGUGAUGGUUCCUGCUCAAGUUUGGCUAUUGCAGAAAGGAGCGUGGGCCCCUCAUGCUCACGUUCCUCCUGAUGCAGUUCUGUACAUCGAUGGGCCAGAGUUACUAGACAGGUUGGGCCCUCGAGAUGUGUUGAGAUUCCAUGAUGCUAGGGGGAGGGAAAGGGUGCUUAAGAUUAAUAGUAAGUUGCACGCAACUGGUGGUCAUAGCUUCCUUGCAGAGUGUCCAAGAACUGCAUAUAUUCAUUCUGGGGCAGAAAUGCAUCUCAAGGGAAAGAAAGGUAAGCACCUGCUCGGUCGAGUUGUGGAUGUCCCUGCUUCCGAACCAUUUAUUAGAUUGAGAGUUGGAGAUUUGCUGAUUAUAACUCGAGAUAGCUCAUGUGAAAGAGAGCCAACUGGGGGUGCUCAUAGAAUAACCUGUCCUUCUGGAUACCUAUUUGACUCGGUCAAACCCGGAGAGCGCAUUUAUUUCGAUGACGGUAAAAUUGAGGGAGUGAUUCAAGGAACAGGCCACUCGGAGGUUAUAGUUUCUAUCACCCGUGCUGGUAUUCGAGGAACUAAACUAGGAUCGGACAAAUCCAUAAACAUUCCGGAGAGCAGUAUUCGUUUCCAAGGCCUCACAUCAAAGGAUCUCAUGGACCUUGACUUUGUAUCUUCUUGUGCUGACAUGGUGGGAGUCUCUUUUGUGCGGGAUGUUCAAGAUAUUGUACUGCUUCGCCGAGAGCUGGAGCAGCGGAAGCUUGAUAACCUCGGGAUCAUCCUGAAGAUUGAGACGGAAAGCGGGUUCAAGAACUUGCCUCUAUUGCUGCUGGAGGCGAUGAAGGGGCCUAAUCCCCUGGGGGUAAUGAUCGCCCGUGGAGACCUUGCAGUGGAGUGUGGGUGGGAGAAGCUGGCCUACCUGCAGGAAGAGAUUCUGUCAAUCUGUGGUGCCGCCCAUGUUCCUGUCAUAUGGGCUACUCAGGUUCUGGAGUCACUCGUUAAAUCGGGUGUGCCUACCCGAGCUGAGAUCACUGACGUUGCCCUUGGAAGGAGGGCAAGUUGUAUCAUGCUAAACAAAGGGAAGAAUCUUCUUGAAGCUGUCGCGACUUUAAAUGCAAUCUUACACAGCACCCCAUCGAAGAUAACCGUGCAGAUGAAACAUCUUGUACUGUCGAGCCACUCGAUCUAGUCAUAGAAGAAGCGUCGAUGAAUCUUCGACUUUCCGGUGUAAAUAAUUAUUUCCCAGCUUUGUGUCUUGUUACUAACGACCCGAAAACUCAUUGGAUUUGGGCUAGUCUUUGGAAUUGUCACCCAAUGUCCCGUAUCUGGCAAUAAUGAAGGGAAAGAAAGUUGUAUUCCAAUUGCUCAGUAGGUGGAGCAGUUGAAGACGAGAAAAUAUUAUGUGAGUAAUAUACACAGUCAUUUGACUUUGUAAAAGUCCAUCGUCAAAUGACAUGAGUCCUAUGAUACAACUUUCUCUCCUUUUUACUGAACACGUGUCAUUUAGAGUGAAGUUUUAUACGUCUAUUUGAUUGCAUAUUA
Messenger RNA from Punica granatum (pomegranate), 2859 nucleotides. The record is from RefSeq and is a predicted model, not a curated record. Lineage: Eukaryota; Viridiplantae; Streptophyta; Magnoliopsida; Myrtales; Lythraceae.